This is a messenger RNA of Dicrocoelium dendriticum, 2072 nucleotides long. The record is from the annotation of a GenBank genome assembly. Lineage: Eukaryota; Metazoa; Platyhelminthes; Trematoda; Plagiorchiida; Dicrocoeliidae.
CUGGCUUUCAGUAUUACAUCUGUGUUUACUUUACAGCACUGCUUGUUUCCAGCAUGAGUAAACAUGUGUUUACCAUUGUCGAGAAGGACACAACGCCGUCUGAUGACCAAAAGCUUGGAACAAGCGGUUUGAGAAAAGCCACCAAGAUUUUUCAGCAACCUGGUUACUCAGAGAGAUUCAUUCAGUCCAUCUUAACUGCUGGCCUUGGAGACGCAUUAUCUGGCGAUCAACCCGUUCGCCUGGUUACUGGUGGAGAUGGGCGCUAUUUCUCACGUGACUGCCUGAAGCGUAUCAUCUUACCAAUUUGUGCAGCGAAUGGAGUCUCCGAAGUUCUGGUUGGGCAGGACAGUAUCCUAUCCACUCCGGCGGCAUCUUGUGUGAUCCGCAAAUACAACCUCAACGGCGGCAUCCUUCUCACUGCCAGUCACAAUCCUGGUGGCCCGAACGCAGACUUUGGUAUCAAGUUCAACUGUGAAAACGGUGGCCCAUCUCCGGAGAAAGUUACCAACACCAUUUAUGAAACGAGCAAAACCAUCAAUCGAUAUAAAACUCUUUCCGAUCCACUUGACUUUGAUCUGAGUGUGAUCGGGUCCACUGAAUUUCACUUGAGCAACGAUACAACGUUCCGCGUCAAUGUGAUAAGCAGUGUGCGUGAUUAUGCACAACACAUUCGUGCACUAUUCGACUUUGAUGCAAUAAAAGCCCUCUUUUCUGACGAAUCUGGACGCAAGCCUCUAAAACUACGUAUCAGCGGCCUUCACGGAGUCACGGGGCCUUACAUCAGACAUCUUUUGUGUGAGCAACUAGGUAUGCCAACCGAGUAUGCAAUUAAGUCCACUCCGUUGGAAGACUUUGGUGGUGGACAUCCGGAUCCCAACCUAACUUACGCUGCCGACCUAGUCCAGGAUGUGAUUGACGACCCGUCAAUCGAUCUUGCUGCUGCAUUCGAUGGAGAUGGGGACAGGAACAUGAUUAUCGGUCGCAUGGGGUUCUUCGUAUCACCGUGCGAUUCGCUGUCGGUGAUCGCAGACAACGCCACUCUGAUCAAGUACUUCCACGAGACCGGAAUGCACGGAUGUGCUCGCAGCAUGCCAACGAGCCGUGCGGUCGAUCUUGUAUGCAAAUCGAAGAAUAUACCGUUUUUUGAAGUCCCGACCGGCUGGAAGUUCUUCGGUAAUCUCAUGGACGCGCACAUGUGUUCUUUGUGCGGCGAGGAAAGUUUUGGCACCGGUUCGGAUCACAUCCGUGAGAAGGAUGGACUGUGGGCUCUGUUCGCUUGGCUUUCCAUCUUGGCCUCCCGUAGCAAGGCUGGCCUUCCCGUCGAUGUGGAAAGCGUAGUGCGGGAACAUUGGGUCAAAUAUGGUCGAUACUUUUUCACUCGUUAUGACUACGAGAAUUGCGAUGCUGCUCAUGGAGUUGCUAUAAUGGACCGUUUGUAUACGCUUCUUAAACAAGGAGUCAAAGGGAAAGUUUACGACACAUCCAAAGGGACACAGUUCACCGGAGAAUAUUGUGACAACUUUUCUUACGUGGAUCCGGUUGAUGGCUCAGAGACUAAAAACCAAGGCGUCCGCAUCGGAUUUACGGAUGGGACGCGCUUCGUAUUUCGUUUGAGUGGCACGGGCAGUAGCGGGGCCACAUUGCGCGUUUACAUAGACACCUUUGAACCGGAUCCAGCGAAACACGUCGUCCCAUCUCAGAUCUACCUGGAAGCACAUAUUGAGUUGGCAAUAAAAUUGUGCGGUGUGAAGGAGAUUACAGGUCGCUCGGCCCCUACAGUAAUCACGUGAACAGUGCCUACUCCUUGUGUUACACUUCGUCACCAUUUUAGACUCAGUCGCAUCCCUUGCCUCCGCUGCUGGCCGGCUUUUUAGCUAGUGCUGUUGAUCUCGUGCGGAACUACUGUUCUGCCUUAAUUUUAGUUGAUUUUAUUUUUGCUCCUUCACUUUUGUCUUUACUUUUACUUUGACAAUCAUUUUAUCUCCACACAAUUGUUCAUGCUUCUUCAACCUUCGGUUUUGUGACGCAGUGAUCAAUUGUACACCCGAAGAAAUGAAGUAUGUUCUCCUUCA